CAAACGUCACUUGAACUUGACAGUGACGGUUGGUAGUAAUUUAGUGACACUAAUGACAUUGUCAAAAAUGUCAAACCAGUAGCUAGAACGUACGUAGUGAUUAUAUGCUCUUUGCCAGUAGCCUAUCGGUAAAUAAUGUAGGUACACUAUAAGCAAAAUCACAUUCAAACCAUAAAGAUAAGCAACAAAGACAAGCGAUAGUAUAUUGUGGCCUUUAGCCACAUUGCGUUGUUUCAGGAGAAUUAACCAUGAAGUUCUGUUCCAACCUUGCGUUUAUGUUCACCGAGGCGUCGAGUGUUUUGGAAAGGUACGCUUUGGCCAAAGAUGCAGGGUUUAAGGCAGUUGAGACUGGGUUUCCUUUGGGUCACACGGUGGAGCAAGUGAAGCAGGCCAAAGAAAAGGCGGGAGUUGAACAAGUUUUGAUCAAUCUUAAAACAGGAGAUGUUACAAAGGGUGAGCUAGGAGUUACUGCAGUGCCGGGGAAAGAGAAUGAAUUUAAAGACAAUCUCAAAUUGACAAUAGAAUAUGCAAAAGCUGUUGGUGCAAAGAAAAUACAUAUCAUGGCGGGUAGAUUAGAUACAGUGAUUUCUGAGAAUUGGACCACAUAUGAAAAUAACUUGAAGUAUGCAGCCGAGCUGCUCAAGGAUGACAAUAUUUUAGGAGUGAUUGAGCCGAUAAAUCAACAUUCUGUCCCAAAAUACUUUUUGAGUGACUAUGGCAAAGCUGUAGACAUCAUAAAACGCAUUAAUAGUCCGCACAUAAAGCUCCAACUGGAUAUCUUCCACCUUCAGCAUAUAUGUGGUGAUUUAUCUCACAACAUAAAAAAUCUUAUGCCUUAUGUAGGCCAUGUACAGAUAGCACAAGUACCGAAUCGUAACGAACCAGACACUGUUGGAGAGGUUAACUAUUCAUACGUCUUACAACAUUUGGAGCAGUGUGGAUACAAUGACUGGAUCGGCCUAGAGUACAAGCCUGCUGCCGGCAGUAAGGCUGGACUCAAGUGGAUACAAAACUUUGGAAAUGCGCCCAAGGCUGACAAUAGUAUUACUGAUGCUGCUACUAGUAUUACUGAUAGAGAUAGUACAAAGUUAGAAUUGCAUAAUAUCACUAUCAGAGAGAACGCCUUAGUAAAAGAUGUCAUGAUGCAAGGCAUUGUAUUCAUGUUAGCGCAUCAUUGUCAAAGGUCCCUUGAACAAACACAGAAUUUGAAGGUGUCAAACCUACAUAAUCAUCUAAGGGGGUGUGAUAAUGAUGGAUAAUACAGGAGUGUGUUAGUCAAAUAUUAUAAAUGAUGUUUCGGCCAUAAGCAAGUAUUAUAUUAAAAGUGAGUCCAGCACUAAUGACAUAAAAAUUAUCAUUGCAUCUCAAUAAAUUAAAUAUACUAAGUGAUAUUUAUA
Cydia pomonella (codling moth) is the source of this 1397-nucleotide messenger RNA. RefSeq names its product putative hydroxypyruvate isomerase (gene Gip). The record is from RefSeq and is a predicted model, not a curated record. The transcript has 7 exons. Bases 249 to 1259 code for a protein of 336 amino acids. Lineage: Eukaryota; Metazoa; Arthropoda; Insecta; Lepidoptera; Tortricidae. Gene Ontology annotation, molecular function: hydroxypyruvate isomerase activity. Gene Ontology annotation, biological process: glyoxylate metabolic process.